Messenger RNA from Cladocopium goreaui, 939 nucleotides. The record is from the annotation of a GenBank genome assembly. NCBI's taxonomy places the organism in Eukaryota, Dinophyceae, Suessiales, Symbiodiniaceae.
AUGCGGUGUAGUGUGCAAGACUCGUUCUGGAACGUCAAAAGUGGAUGCCAGCCAGGCCGCAGACCUCGAUGCGGAACUGCAGUGUCCGCUGCAAUUUUUGCGAUUGUGAUUGCCAUGAUCGUUCCGCCAGCAUUUUCUGCUCUGAGAAAUAGGUUGAGCGCUGGAGACCUGGGAAAAGUUUCUUGCGCGCUCCCUUUGGGAAAGCUGCGCCUAGAAGUCCCCGAAGGUCGAAUUCCAGUUGCAAUCAUUGCCCCUGGUUCGUUUUCGCCACCCACGCUCCUCCACUUGAGGAUGUUUGAGGAGGCUCGCGACGCACUGGAGCGAUCAGGCAACAAUUUUGCUGUCGUUGGCGGCUACAUGUCUCCUGUGCAUGAUGCUUAUGGCAAAGCUUCUUUGGCACCAGCACAUCAUCGCUUGAGCAUGGCAGAAGCCGCUGUAUCUGACUCAGACUGGAUCAUGGCAGAUGGUUGGGAAUGUGCAUGCCGCGACAGGUGGACACCAACUGUCAAGGUUGUUGAGCGAUUUGCAGCUGAGCUCAACAAGGUUGCAAUUUCAAUUGGAACAAAGCGUCCAGAAGUUGCACAAGUUCGAACUGUGAUGCUUUGUGGUGGUGACGUUCUUCAGUCGUUUAACGACACCAAAAAGACCGGUGAACGCUUAUGGACCGACAAAGAGAUUGAGGUUCUACUUGGCCAACAUGGUGUUGUUUGUGUUGGACGAAGCGAAGUAGAUCUUGAAGCAUGGGCGCAUGAGUCUCCAGUCCUGAGGACGCAUCUUGACAACUUAUUCUUUGCCAAGCCACGUGCGCUUUCAGGCAUCAGCUCCAGCGUGGUUCGGGCGCAUUUGGCGUCAAAUGAAAGUAUCCGUUAUCUUGUACAUGACAAGGUUCGAGACUACAUUCUCGAUCACAAACUCAAUGAGCUGCCAAAUUGGCAAUGA